GAGCGUACAGAACAUUCUGAAUAGGCUGGUUCAUUUUCUUCUAAACUCCCAGGAGAAAGACAAUGGCUGACUGCAAAAAGAAAAAGGAAAAAAAACUAGAAUCAAACGCCUGAUCUCUAAAUUCCUUAGAUUUGUGUGAUUAACGAGUUCAUAUUCCUAGAAAGAGCAUCAAAAUCAGAGAAAGGAAAAACCGAUUCAACCAUGGAUCGUUCAAAAGUUCAGGAGAUAAUAGAACAGCAAGUACUAACAGUAGCAAAAGCAUUUGAAGAAAAACUUGAUGAUGAAAUAUCAGCAUUAGAUCGUGUUGAUCUUGAUGACAUUGAUGCAUUAAGAGAAAGAAGGUUACAACAAAUGAAGAAAAUGGCUGAGAAAAGAAAUCGUUGGGUCUCACUUGGUCAUGGUGAAUAUAGUGAAAUCCAAUCUGAAAAAGAUUUCUUUACUGUUGUUAAAGCUAGUGAACGUGUUGUUUGUCAUUUCUAUCGGGUGAAUUGGCCCUGCAAGGUGAUUGACAAGCACAUGACGAUUCUAGCGAAAAAACACAUAGAGACUCGAUUUGUGAAAAUUAAUGCUGAGAAAAGUCCUUUCCUAGCUGAGAAGCUUAAGAUAAUUGUGCUUCCAACUCUUGCCCUUAUCAAGAAUACCAAAGUCGAUGACUAUGUGGUAGGAUUUGACGAGUUAGGAGGGACAGAUGAUUUUAGCACCGAGGAGCUUGAAGAGAGAAUCGCAAGAUCUCAAGUCAUAAUAUUUGAGGGUGAAUCAUCAUCUCUAAGCCUGUCCAAACCUCAUACCAGAAACGUACGUCAAAGCCAGCGCUCAGAUUCAGAUUCAGAUUAAGUUUGUUAUUUCCGUGUUUAUAACCCUGGAAAGUGGUUCCUUUUCGUGUAUGUAUUUGUUUGGAGGCAUAUAUCUCCAUGAAAGUAUCUAGUAUGUCUGACGUAGUAUUAGCCUAGUUGUUUGAUGAUUCUCUCCUGAGUUGUUUUCCAUGGAUAAUUGACAUGUCCUUAUUUGAUUUCUGUUUCUUUGGAUUUAUCAAUCGAAUCUCCCUUUUGUUUUUUGUUGUCCA
Molecule: messenger RNA, 1063 nt
Organism: Papaver somniferum (opium poppy)
Lineage: Eukaryota; Viridiplantae; Streptophyta; Magnoliopsida; Ranunculales; Papaveraceae
Product: thioredoxin domain-containing protein 9 homolog
Exons: 5
Coding region: 202-834 (210 amino acids)
Biological process (GO): microtubule cytoskeleton organization
Cellular component (GO): cytoplasm
Source: RefSeq, a predicted model, not a curated record